UAUAACAACUUGGAAUGCGGAGCUUUACAACUAGCUCAAUAGCGACUGUGACUUUCUAGCUGUAACUUCCCGGUCUGGGUCCGGGUGCUGGACAUGUGCCCCGCGCUGUAACCCUCCCCGCGCAGAGAUCGUUCCCUCUCAGCCCUCGCUCGCCUCCUGCUCGCUAUGGAGUCCUUGGCCUUCUCCCGUCGGCCAGGCCCGGCUCCCUCGACCGCCACCGCCCUGGCCGCUGAGCUCGCCCGGCCUUUGGGCGACGGGCUCAUCAAGUCGCCCAAGCCCCUGAUGAAAAAGCAGGCGGUGAAGCGACACCACCACAAGCACAACCUGCGGCACCGCUACGAGUUCCUGGAGACCCUAGGCAAGGGCACCUACGGGAAGGUGAAGAAGGCGCGCGAGAGCUCUGGGCGCCUGGUGGCCAUCAAGUCAAUCAGGAAAGACAAAAUCAAAGAUGAGCAAGAUCUAAUGCACAUACGGCGGGAGAUUGAGAUCAUGUCGUCACUCAACCACCCCCACAUCAUUGCCAUCCAUGAAGUGUUUGAGAACAGCAGCAAGAUUGUGAUUGUCAUGGAGUAUGCCAGCCGGGGAGACCUGUAUGACUACAUCAGUGAGCGGCAGCGGCUGAGCGAGCGCGAAGCCCGGCACUUCUUCCGGCAGAUCGUCUCUGCCGUGCACUACUGCCACCAGAAUGGGAUUGUCCACCGAGAUCUCAAGCUGGAGAACAUCCUUUUAGAUGCCAAUGGAAAUAUUAAGAUUGCUGACUUUGGCCUCUCCAACCUCUACCACCAAGGCAAGUUCCUACAGACAUUCUGUGGGAGCCCUCUCUAUGCGUCACCCGAGAUUGUCAAUGGGAAACCUUACAUGGGUCCAGAGGUGGACAGCUGGUCUCUGGGUGUACUCCUCUACAUCCUGGUGCACGGCACCAUGCCCUUCGAUGGGCAGGACCACAAGACACUGGUGAAGCAGAUCAGCAGUGGGGCAUACUGUGAGCCGCCCAAGCCCUCUGAUGCCUGUGGCCUGAUCCGGUGGCUAUUGAUGGUGAACCCCACCCGCCGGGCUACACUGGAGGAUGUGACCAGUCACUGGUGGGUCAACUGGGGCUACACCACCCGUGUAGGGGAACCAGAAGCUAUCCGUGAGAGUGGGCACAACGGCAGUGAUUCUGCCCGGGCCUCCAUGGCUGAGUGGCUCCGCCGAUCCUCCCGCCCACUCCUAGAGAAUGGGGCCAAGGUGUGCAGCUUCCUCAGGCAGCACGCACCUGGUGGUGGUGGCAGUGGUGGCAGCAACACACCCAUCCUGGAGCGCCAGCACUCACUCAAGAAGUCCCGUCGGGAGAAUGACAUGGCCCAGUCUCUCCAGGGUGACUUAGCUGAGGAUGCCUCCCCUCGUCCUGGGAAGGGCAGCCUCAAGCUGCCAAAGGGCAUCCUUAAAAAGAGGGUGUCUUGCUCCUCAGAGGGGGCACAGGCGGACACACAGGAGCCCAGCCCCGUUUCUGAGACUAUGGGGCAGGCCGCUCCCCUGCUCCCCAAGAAGGGCAUCCUAAAGAAGUCCCAACAGCGUGAGUCAGGCUACUACUCCUCCCCGGAGCCCAGCGAUUCCGGGGAGCUCCUGGAUGCAGGAGAUGUGUUUGUGAGUGGGGAACAGGAGCGCCAGAAGCCGCCUCAGGCACCGGAACUGCUCUUUCACCGCAAGGGCAUCCUCAAAGUCAACGGCAAGUUCUCGAGAGCAGCCUUGGAGCUCACGACUCCCACCUUUGGUUCCCUGGAUCAACUGGCUGCCCCACACCCCCCAGCCCGGGCUAGCCGCCCAUCUCCGUCGGGGGCCGUGAGUGAGGACAGCAUCCUGUCCUCCGAGUCCUUCGAGCAGUUGGACUUGCCAGAGCGGCUCCCUGAGCCCCCUCUUAGGGGCUGUGUGUCCGUGGACAACCUUAUCGGGCUAGAGGAGCCCCUCUCACAGGGUCCUGGUAGCCGCCUAAGGCACUGGCAGCAGGACCCCCUGAGCAAUAGCUGCUUCUCCCUGACAGACUGCCAAGAGGUCACGGAGGCCUACCGCCAGUCACUGAGGGUCUGCUCCAAGCUCAGCUGAUGAUCACGGGGCAUUGGCCCAGCCUGGGCAGGCUCCACAAUGCAGCUGGCUGCACCUUGAGGGCAUAGCUACUUCUUCUGGGACCGGCAUCCCAGUUCCUAAGGCUGAGGGUCUGCCAGGGAGCCCUGGCUGGAAGAGUGGGUGAAUGAAGUGCUGCAAGGGUUGUCUUAUACCUGAUCAAACCAGGAAGGUGACAGAAGAAUGAGAAGGUGACUGCAUAGUCCAGGUCCCAGGUCUUAAAUCCAUGGAGGGGCUGCAGAGACCAAGAAAGAGCUCUCUAUCCAGGUUUGCCUCCUGUAUGGCCAUAAGUUUUGCUCCUGGACCCCACCCAGGCACAUCCCUGCCAAAGUGGAGAAAGAUAGUCUUCAGACAGUUCCAUCCCGACACCAAGUGCAGGAGCUGAGAGUGACCUGGAAGAACCCUCCCUUUUGCAUCCUAGAAGUAAAAAAACAAUCUCUGUGUCCUCAAAAGUUCUCUCUUCCCAUCCUCCACACCAGCCCAGCUUCCUGAAGUCGCUGCUUAUGAAUCUAAAAGACUUGAAAAGGCUUGGGUUGCUGUUUGGCUUCAUCUCAGGAGUCAAGAGUUUCUCUGGCCCCCACCUUGGACCUCAAAGACUCAAACUUCUGCCUCUAAGCUGCUCCUGAAGGCCAGACUGGAUGUAUCUGUUUUGCUGGUCUUUCAGGACCUUAGGAUGUCCUUAUUUAUUUUUAAAUAGUUUAUGUGCUCAACUCUGUGUUUUUUAAAGUGAAUCUUGCUGUUUUGAAUAAUGUGAAUGCUAUGUUCUGGUGGAGAUACACUGUGACAUCUGAGUUUCUGUACAGAGCGGGAUUUUAGAGGGGUGCCGGCUGAUCUGGGAGGGGAGUCUUACAAGCCCACAUGUUCUUUGCACUGUCUGGAACUGGAUUGCUGGCUCCCUCAUGCCGCGCCCUGAUGCUGUCUAUCUUCCUUUGUGGCCAGAAAAAAAAAAAAAAAAAAAAAAAAAAAAAAACACUCCAUUAAAACCAGAAUAGUGAUUUGAGAA
Messenger RNA from Cavia porcellus (domestic guinea pig), 3103 nucleotides. RefSeq names its product NUAK family kinase 2 (gene Nuak2). Gene Ontology annotation, molecular function: protein serine/threonine kinase activity; ATP binding. Bases 166 to 2082 code for a protein of 638 amino acids. The transcript is spliced from 7 exons. NCBI's taxonomy places the organism in Eukaryota, Metazoa, Chordata, Mammalia, Rodentia, Caviidae. The record is from RefSeq and is a predicted model, not a curated record. Gene Ontology annotation, biological process: protein phosphorylation; intracellular signal transduction. Gene Ontology annotation, cellular component: cytoplasm.